Messenger RNA from Dictyostelium purpureum, 3924 nucleotides. RefSeq lists its product as uncharacterized. The record is from RefSeq and is a predicted model, not a curated record. Gene Ontology annotation, biological process: sister chromatid cohesion. Gene Ontology annotation, cellular component: chromatin; cohesin complex; nucleus. NCBI's taxonomy places the organism in Eukaryota, Evosea, Eumycetozoa, Dictyosteliales, Dictyosteliaceae. The transcript has 4 exons. The coding region runs from base 1 to 3762 and encodes 1253 amino acids. Gene Ontology annotation, molecular function: chromatin binding.
AUGGCAGGUAAAAAAAAAUCGACAACUUCGGAUUCAAACGUUGAUGACACAACCAUAACAAAAAAAAAAGUAGUCAGAAGAAAAAAGGGUGAAAUUGGGUUAUAUGAAACUAUUAAAAAAAAAACAAAUAUAGAUAAAGUUUUAGAUAAAUGGAUUCAAGAAUAUGAAAGUGAUGCAGAACAAGCAGUUUGGAAUUUAUUGGUAUUAAUUUUCGAUUGUGCUGGUGCAGUUACAACUAUUACAUUUAAACAAUUUAAAGACUAUCCAAUUAAUAAAGCAGCCAAAAUAGUUUGCGAUCAAGAAGACUCUGUUCAAUUUCCAUUAAGCAGUAAGAGAUCAAAGAAUUUCUUGGAGAACUUUAAUGAAUUUUGGUUACAAAUAAUUAUUAAGAAUCAAGAAUCCAUACUUUUUGAUGGUUAUUUAUUAAAUAUGUUGGUACUAUGGCUCAUCGAAACUGCACAAGGUAAAAGACGUGGAUUAAGAUACGCCUCCACAUUGGCUGCUAUUCAAAUCACCACCUCAAUGAUUGAAAUUGCUAUUAAUCUUAGAAAUCAACUCAAUGCAGUCUCAAGACAAUUAGGUGCAGAAACAUCAAGUACAAAUCGUCAUAAACAAUUAAAAGAAAAUCAAACAAAUAUUAGAAAAAAACUCAAAGUUCUCGACGAUUUUAUAAUGGAAUUUUUUAAAAAUUUAUUUCACACUCGUUUCAAAGAUAGUUUACCUGAAAUCCGUAGUAUGUGUUUAGUUCCAUUGCCACUUUGGAUCCUCCGUUACUCCUUUAAACUAUUAAACAAUGAAUGCCUCAAAUAUUUUGGUUGGGCUUUAAACGAUUUUGCAACUGAACCUCGUUUGGCUGCUGUUCGUGGCCUUUCAAUUCUUUUUGCCGAUGGUGAUAACGCAAAUAAAUUUGACUAUUUUUCACAACGUUUCAAACAUAGAAUCAUAGAAAUUGCUUUUAGUGACAAAAUUCCAGCCAUUACCGUCGAAGGUAUACAUUUAGUUUCAACUAUGUCCCCAUAUGACUUCUUGGACGAACCUGAUGUCUUAAAGGUUUGCAAACUUUAUCAAAUUGAUCAUCCAGACAUCUCAAAGGCUGCAGGUUCAUUAAUUUUCAAUAAAUUUUUAUCUGGUGUUCAAGAAAAAAUUGAUUCGGUCAUUAGUGCCAAGAAAAAAAAAAGUGACGAGGAAAAAUCAAGCUCACAAAUUCUUCAUCUCAGAGAAAACCAAUUAAAUAUCCUAUUAGAGUUUUUAGAAAAGACUGCUCACUCUGACAUUCCUUAUUAUUUAGUUCUUGCAUUAUGGGAAACUAAAGCUAAAGAUUUAUUUGUAGAUUGGUCUUUCUGGGUAGAUUAUUUGGAAUCAAUUGAAUCAAAGAACAUAUCCGAUAAACAACUAGGUAUUAUUAUAAACUUUUUAAACUCAUCCAUUAGAAUUGCAACUGGAGAUAAAUAUCGAUUAUUUGGUUCAAGUAAACCAACCAAUAAUUUAAUUGCUACAACAACUGAUGUUGCUUCAACACAAGCAAAUACUCAACAAGCACCACCAACCCCAAAAAAGAAAGGAAAACCAGGUAGAAAAACAGGUAGAAAACCAGCCUCUUCAAAAAAAUCUGAUGAUGAAAGUGAUAGUGAAAAUGAAGAAGAAAUCACAGAAGACCAACAACCACAACAACAAAUUGACCCUGAAGAAUUAUUAGAUGAAGAAGUUUGUAACCAAGUAACCACCAAUUUCUUAAACAUAUUACCAGAAUUAAUUACACAAUAUAGAGCAGAUUCAGUCAUAUCUCAAGGUCUAAUCGAAAUUGCAAAAUACUUUGUAUUGGAUUGUUAUGUUACUCUAAGAGCCCAAUCUAAAUAUACAGAAUUAUUAGAAGCCAUCUGUUCAAUUUUUUUAACACAACCAAGAAUCGAACUAAUUAAUGUAAUCUCUGAAACUCUUGAUCAUCUUAUCAACAAUGGUAAAACCCCAUCACAAUUAGAAACUGCAUCAAAGAAUGCCCUUCAUAGUUUACACAAUGAACUUGUUGAUACUUUACGUUUAGCUAAAAUCAGACCUCCUCAAUCCUCUCAAAUCAUCCCAAGUACUGAUGACCAAAAUCAACAAGAAGAUCAAAUUUUCCAAGUCAUUGUCACCCUUAGAAAACUAGAUAGCUUAGGUAAACGUUUUUAUUUCAGCGAUGAAAAGUAUGCAAGUCUUAUUCAUAGCUUUACAGGAGGUGAUAUUCAUGGUAUUGAAGUUGAAACUCAAGAUGACUCUGAUAAUAUUAUCAUGCACUCACUCAGUAUCACUUCACAACUAUUAAUAUGGUCAUUCUUUAGAGCCAUUCCUGAAAAAUCAUAUCAUAUCAACCCAACUGAUCUAGAUGUCAUCCAAUCAUUCUAUCUCUUUGUUUCAAGAUCAAUAUCACAUUUAAAAAAUUCAAAUAUUACCCACACACUUAAACAUUUUAUAUACACAACAUUGGUUGACACCCGUUCAAUUUUUUCACCAGUUUUAAGCUUAACCAAUCUCAAUAACUAUAAUAUUGGCUUACCAAUUGAAAAAUUAUUAGCAAAAACAAUUGAAGAUUUAAUUAAAACAGAAAAUGAAUAUUCUAUUAAAUUAUUAAAAGUUGAAUAUUUAAAAACUCAACAAUCAAAUUUAGAGAAAAAGAAAAUAGCAAUUGAAAAUAGAUCAAAGAGAUUAACAGCUUUAAAGACAAAAAAGAGUGAUACUGGUGCCGCAGUUACUACCGAUGAUGAUACUACAGCUGCUCCAACAACAAAUUCUGAAAGAGAUGACACCGAUACUGAUGGAAAUAUUAUUGAACAUCAAAUUUUAGAAUCAGAUAUUGAAAUGGUAAAUAGUUUUGUUUUUGAUAAUAAAUACUCUAAGAGAAUGGAGGAGCUUGCUAUUACCAUUUGCAACUCAAUUAGAUUUUCAUUUACCUCUGAAAUUCUACUAAGAACAUUACUCGAACAAAUUGCAAUUUCAUCAAGUAAACCAUGUACCGAUUUAAUUAGAGAAUUUAUUAAAGAAAAACCUCAAAGCAAUCCAAAAGUAGAACUCGAUAUUUUUUGUGAAGUUAUUGCAAAUUUCCAUAAAAUCUGUAUCAGCGAAGAAAUUUCAACAAAUAAAGAACUUCAACAUCAUAUGUUCUCCAGAUUUAGAUCACUUUGUCAGUAUUUAAUCAAUGACUACAUCAAGAAUGAAAACACACUCAAAGACUCUAUUGAACACUUUUUAAAUUUUGCACUCAAAAACCCUACAGUCGAUAAAAUGGAUGAAUUUUUAGAAAUUAUUCAAUUCCUUUGUUCAAAACUCUCUGAAAAGUCAUCAAUUGAAAUAUUAAAAAAGAGAAUUGUGUUCCCAAACGAUUACAUUCAUAUUGAAAUCAUAAAGAAUAUUUACGAUACAAUCGAAUUCCAAACCAUUUCAAAUAUGGAUAUUGAAACUGGAUCAUCCAAAAAGAAUAUGAAAAAGCAACAAUUAAAAUUCAGUAGAAAACCAACAACAAAGAAAAGAAGAAGACCAUCCAAAAAUGUCAGUAGUGAGGAGGAAGAGGACGAAGAGGAAGAGGACGAAGAAGAGGAAGAUAAUAUCCAAAACAGUGAAGAGGAAAAUAAAAAUAUAACCACAAACGAUGAACAAGAAGAAGAAGAAGAAAUUUUACAAGAUGAUAUAGAUCCAGAUCUACAACAACAAAGCGAAUCAUCUGAAUACUCAUCAGAUUAUGAAACAAAAGAAACAUCAAAAAAGAAACUAAAACAAAUAAAUAAUUAAAUAUUUUAAUUUUCAACAAUAAUAAAUAAUAACAAAAUAACAAUAAUAAUUAUAAUUAAUGUGUAAUAAUCUAUAACCCCCAAUAUAGUAUAGUUGUUUAAAAUAAUUUAUUUUAAUAAAUUAUAAUAAUGUAAAUAAAGCAUAUAAAAAAAAAAAAUUACU